AUGCUCCGCAGACCUGUACCAGAACAAAGGCGGAAAAGUAGCUUAAUUGGAGGGAAAAUUAUGCUAAAUAAAUAUGAUGGAAAAUCCAGGCGCAUACGCAACCCGCAGCACAGUUUCUCUGGAACAGGCUUCACCACCCCGCACGUCACGGAAACGAGCGUCAUUCCAUCGCUGCUUGUCGCGUUGAAUUCAUCAAUAAGAUAUUGCUUGAAUAAUAAUCAGCACGCAGAGUUUCGUGAGGGACUUGAAAAGAGGAAAUAUCUGAUAAAUCAGCUACAAUCUUUCAUGGCACUAAAACAGGAGCUUGAAGUAUUGAGUCACAAAGAUGCAUCACCAAAUAUGCCAGCAGAUCAUAAGAAAGUCAAAAAAGAAGUUACUAAGCAACUGGAAGUGCUUAAAAAAGAAAUAGCACGCACUGAGGAACUCGUUGCUGAUUUGGAUAAAAAAAUGACUUCAUUUGAAAACACAAUCAAGAAACUGGAAAAGGAACUCAAAGAUGGCAAGGUUAUCUAAAUUUGGUAGAGAGGAAGACCCUAUAAAUUUGUGACAUGAAACUCUAUUGUAUGUAAGAGUAUGUCCAAAUAAUAUUUCAGGGGAAGAUAAAGUUAGAUAAAAAAUGUCAAGGGACCCAUUUCAUUUACGUUCACAUUGCCCCACAAAUGUUCAAGGAAAAUAAAAUACCUCUCCAAGGAAACCCAUGCCAUGUAAACAUUAUUUUUAAUUACCAAUUAAACACAAGAAAGAUAUUUUCACUACCUAAUUAUAAAAUUUGAAAUUCAUAUAUACAUAAAUAACUUGUGUGGAUUGCAACAGCGCUUAAUGAAGACAAACACUAGUUACAACAUAAAAACCCUGUAUUUCUCACAUCUUUUAUGGAGAGUAUACAAUAGCUAUUUACAUUUUAGGUAUUGCUUAAGUCAAAGAUGACAGAACUCAAUGGCAACAUUAAAAAAAAAAAUAUUAUUGACCCAGCGCUUUACUUUCUCAAAAUGUACAUUUGUGUAAUUUUUGAAAAAACAAAAAAUGAGAUUAUCUUCUAAAAAUACCGAAAAACUAGUUUCUUUGUGCUUAUGUCUGAAAAUGUAUUCUGGUACAAAUUUAUUAUUAUUUAUCUUUCAUGAACUGAAGAACUCAUUAAGAAGUCCUAAAUAAAAUAAUAACAUAGGGAUAAAUGUAAAAAAUCAGUAAAUGAAUGGAUCCAAUACCUUGAAGAAUGAACGACUUUGUAACUUUUGAAAAUAAAUAAUUUGUGUCUUGUAUUUAU
This is a messenger RNA of Gryllus bimaculatus (two-spotted cricket), 1264 nucleotides long. Lineage: Eukaryota; Metazoa; Arthropoda; Insecta; Orthoptera; Gryllidae. The record is from the annotation of a GenBank genome assembly.